AUGAACCCAUCUUUGAGUGCGGUACGGGGGAAUGCUUUUCCCUUGCCUUCGCCACGAAUCCUCCAGCUUAAGUGGGGCUCUCUUAUAGUGGAGAAGGUUGAUAAGGAGACAGGGUGCCGUAAAACCUCAGAGACAAUCAAAUACAAGGAUGCAAAACUUUGGCCUGGCGGUAGUCAGUCUUGGGAUUGGAAGAAACACGGAACCAGUCAUCGCCGAGGCAUAACGCUUGAAGACGUCAUCGAUGUCUACGGCUCGGGAGCGCAAACUAUUGUUCUCAGUAUGGGCAAAAUGUCAUGGCUUCAUGUACCCCACUUCGUCAUAAACGAAGUUGAAAAUGAUGGUCACACUGUGAUCGUUAAACCGACGCAAGUUGCUAUGGAGAUUUACAAUAAACUGGCGGAGUGUGGACACCCUGUUGCGGGGCUUUUCCAUACAACCUGUUAG
Hydatigera taeniaeformis is the source of this 444-nucleotide messenger RNA. Lineage: Eukaryota; Metazoa; Platyhelminthes; Cestoda; Cyclophyllidea; Taeniidae. The record is from the annotation of a GenBank genome assembly.